CGGGCUGGCUCGCACGGGCUGUAACAUAUAAAGGCUGUCAGCAGCUCCUCUGGCCAGAAGCUUCACAAGCAGCACGGUUUUGUUCUUUGGGGGGUUGUAAUAAGAGACACUUCUUCACAAAGGUUCAUAUCAUCACAUAGGAGAGUGCUAUAUAUACUGGGAGAACAAUAGACUCUCUUCUUUUUUUCUUGGUAUUAUCCAGAGAUUUGCUUUCUGCUGCCCUGACUUAAAGCAGAGUACCUCUUUGGCCCCAAAAUGACAGUAAUUGCUGCAAUCAGUUGUUCCCUUUUAUUUUCUGUUCUCUGUGAAACAAGUGCAUUAGUGUUACCCAACUCCACUGACCUGUUCCUGUCAGACAAUAAUUUCACUGACAUCAAGACAGCUUUGGCAGCUCAUCUGGACUCUGCAAAAAUUCCCAAAGCCAGGCGGAAGCGCUACAUUUCUCAGAAUGAUAUGAUUGCCAUUCUUGAUUAUCAUAAUCAAGUCAGAGGCAAAGUCUUCCCACCUGCUUCCAACAUGGAAUAUAUGGUUUGGGAUGAAACUCUUGCCAAAUCUGCUGAGGCCUGGGCUGCUACAUGCAUUUGGGACCAUGGUCCUUCCUAUCUUCUGAGAUUUUUGGGCCAGAACCUGUCUGUAAGAACUGGAAGGUAUCGAUCUAUUCUCCAGCUGGUAAAGCCAUGGUAUGAUGAGGUGAAGGAUUAUGCUUUCCCUUAUCCUCAAGAUUGCAACCCUAGGUGCCCGAUGCGAUGUUAUGGACCCAUGUGCACCCAUUACACACAGAUGGUUUGGGCCACUUCCAAUCGUAUAGGCUGCGCAAUCCACACAUGCCACAAUAUGAACGUCUGGGGAUCUGUUUGGCGGCGAGCUGUUUACUUGGUAUGCAACUAUGCCCCAAAGGGGAAUUGGAUUGGAGAAGCACCAUACAAAGUUGGAGUCCCAUGUUCAGCUUGUCCUCCAAGCUAUGGAGGUUCUUGCAUCGACAAUCUUUGUUUCCCAGGAGUAACAUCAAACUACUUAUACUGGUUUAAAUAAGUUAAGGUUAACAUUAUUUCAAAGAAAACCCACAGAUGAGUAACAAGAAUCUUGUGUAUUGAAUUUUGCACAUAUUAUAUAUAGAGAGAUAUUGUAAUAAUACUCUAAUAUUUUCUUUUUGUAUGCUUUUGUAUAAUUAGCUUUCAAAGUACAGUAUAAUUUGGUUUUAACACUUUGGGAUUUAAGACUCACAUUAUCCCUUUUAGAUUAACAUUUUGUUAAAGGAGAGCAAACCCAUUUUAAUCUUAGCAAGUAUAGCUUCCUGAAGAUUAGAUUAUAUUAAAAGCACAUCAGAAGAUAGAAUAUUACUUCCUUUUAAAAACAAUAGCUCUAGAAAGAGAAGGGUCAUUGUUUAAUACUGUGUUUUAAAAAUGGAGUGUGACAUGCAAAGGAACAAAUUGUCCUCACACUCCCAAUGGUUCCUCCUGUUUACACCUGUGCUUCCACCUGCAAUGUCAGCGGGACACUGAGCAGAGGAAAACAUGUGCAAGAGAAACUGCAGGAUAUUACCUACCUCAUGCACAGCAUCAAUUAAUUUAUGGUGUUUCAUCAGUUCAGCACAUGGCUGCUACUAUCACAUGUCUGUGUGCAGACAGGAAUAUUGAAGAGGAUGAGGAAUCACACAGAUAAGAUGCAGUGGCUGUUAACCCACGUGCAUAAAGUUGCAUCUAGAUAGAAGGCUACAUCACUGUAAAAAUAUUGGUAUAACAGCACAGAUUGACUCUACCUUCCUGUAUUUCUGAACACAGUCAUAGUUCUAUAAUGGUGCUUAGAAGGAGUAUAUUUUUUCUUUUACAGGAAGAAAUAUAUUGCUACAAAGCAAUAUCCGUCAAUACAUGACAUCCAUAAUGUUUUUUACACUAUAGGUUUACCAGUAUAUAUGUUGUCCCUCUGACUGAAAUUCAGUUAAGAAUCAGGAGAGAUCAGACCUAAACACAGGUAGGAAGAUCUGUAAAUAAAAGACUUUAGGGAUCUUUAAAAAUUAUAUAGAUUUGUCGCAAAAAAUUCAGAUUUCUAAAGCAAUUGCCACUGUCCAUUAAAAAGAUAUUGCACUGUUUCCUGAAAAUAUCUGUGUGCAUUAUUAAAAACCAAAUCUGCCAAAAAAUUUCUGCCAAAACCUGGAUGCCUUAUGGGUACCUAAUAGAGACAUUGAAACCAAAAUAUUAUACAGGUACUUUCCUUGAAAAACAGAUUAUUAAAAUGAAGAGAUCAAAUGUCUGCCACUGUUACUAGGUCAUUGAAAUAGCCUUGAAUUUUGGCUUUAUGUUACAGGGCAGAAUAUACUCCACUGUAAAUAUAGGUGUUUAGUCUGCAUGCACUGCUACAUUUAGACCUCUGAAAUUUAUGAACUUUGAAAAGCAAUACUGAGUAGAGCAAGUGGAACAACAGAGGAUCAUUUCACUAGAGCUACAUAUGUAUGUAUAUUUAAGUCACUAAUUCAGUCUUUUUAGGGUAUCUGAGGAUAAGCCUGUAUAGUGUAUGAAAUGCAGCAGCCCCUCUCUAUCUGUCUGCACUCUGAUCCCUCAGAGAACAUCAGCAGCUGAUCUAUGGCUCUUCAGAUAUAUCUGGUUAGUGACACUUCUGUAUCUGACAGGACAAGAACUAGACAGGCCUUUAGAUGUGUCUAUGUUGUAAAAGGAUAACUCUGUAAUAUUCUACUAACUUUUAUCCUAACAGGUACAAUAUAAAUAUUUUUCCUUUUGUUUUCGAAGGAGUGUGGACUUGAACAGUACUCAAUCGGUCAAAUACUUUGGCAGAGUAAAAGCCAGUCCUGUUUUGGGAGCAAAAGACAACCUCUUUGAAUUAUCUGAGUACACACUGAAGUAAAAGUGAGACAAAACUACUUUGUGGGUGACUAGCCCCUCAGCCAGUACAGUUUUUGACAACGAUGCAGGUGAAAAAUGCAUUUUUGUUCUGCAUAAGAAAUCUGCUAUAGAGGUUAAAGCAGUGCAUCUAGCCAUUUUCAGUAUUUUUAUUUUUGAAAUACAAAUAGGAAGCAGAGCAUAAGAAAAAGUUCAGGUUAAGCCAUGAAGCCUACAACAGUAGGUCUAACAAUAAAUGACUAUGCACUUUGAAACUUGCUACUUGUAUGUUGUAUGGUACACUUUCCAAACAGAACUAGACAUUGUAAAUUAAUGUAUAAUUAUGUAAUUCAGCUGAAAUUAUUAUCACGGGUAUAUAUGUUAUCGUAUCUGUUACUUUUUAAGUUGCUACAAAUACCUUGAUUUUGUGGAAUAUUUUGUUUUCUGUGAAUAUAGAAAACUUUGCUUUUAACAAAUAGGUAUGCAGGUUUUUUCACAACAUCCCAUAAUGGUGCUAGGGAUUAACUAUUGUAAUCACACUGUAAUUGACAGCAGCAAAAUAUGAUCUGGAAAUAAGCUAUUUCAUACGAGCAGCUCCUGAUAAAACUAGCCACAAGCACUCAAGCAUUUGCUGAAUAUUUUUUCAUUUAACAUAGAAGAUUAUAGGUCAUCAGACACUUGAUUGACACAUGAAAUUUCCACUUUAAAGUGGAAGGCCUUUCUGUAUUGCCUAUUUGAAUUGCCCCAGUUUCUAUUAUCUUUUAGCUCUUGGGCCAGGUAAUGACAAUGCCAGUAAAGCUCUAUUUUGAUUGCCAGUGCCAGUGCUUCCUGACUGACUACCUGACACCAAGUGCUGAUACAAAAAAAACCACUGAACUAUCCAGAAGACUUCACAUGUCUUUGGCAGCUUUAAUACAUGCUGAGCUUGAUGAGUUUGAGGCCAUGCUGAGGCAAGCCAUCUCCAGCUGCUAUUCUGAUGGCCUUGAAGUACUAAUUUCUUCUCAGCAGAGGGGUGUGCCUUUAAAGACAAAGAAAUUAGCUCAGACUUCUGUUCUAAAUAUAAAAUUGUAAAAGUGUGCACAAGCUAAAAUAAGGAAAACAUUUUUUGUCAAAAUACUGUGAGAGGAAUAAGACUAAAAUUAUAUAAUGAAAUUUAUAUAAUUAAUUAUUGAGUGCAGCUGUUUAUAAUAAUAUCUGCUUGUGACUUUUUGCCUCAUUUAAACAUUUAAGGUGAUGGGUAGCCAUUGAUACCUUUUGGUGCUAACCUCUGUGUUCUGGUGCUUAAGUUACAGAUUGUGUUUUGUGGAAAUAUUACCAUAUACACUCCAGUGUUUGUGAGAUCUUUUUCAGCUAAACAUAUAAAUUGCCACUAGGUCAGAUUUGCUUUCUGAGUUCCUUUUUAUGGUUGUUUCAGGCUCUAAUAAGAGUUUUAUGUGCACCAGAGAGGAAAAUGUAUUCCAGUUCAAAACCAAAACAAACAGUACCCUCCCCUCCUCACAACAGGCAAGUGCCUGUGGAACAAAUUACAGGGAGAGUAAGACCUCCCAGAGUCAUGACUUCAGAUUGAUGCUGAGCAAGUUUUAGUGAUUCCAGAUCAUCUCUCUGAAAAAUAAAUGACUUCAGAAAAUUUGGGUUUGACCUUGCACACUUAUCCUUGGUAUCUAUUCUUUGAGAUCAGUUUGUUUUUUUUUUUUUCCCUCUGAAUUUGAGGUGAGUUUGAUCAAGUCUUAGUGAAAACCGGAGGAAUUUUAACAUAACUUCUGCAGGAAUGAAAAAUUGGAUUCCAUGAGAGCUUUGUGAACAGUAAAAUUAGACUUUGUAUGCCAUCCCCCUUUGAAAGAGAAAGCCUCCCAGAGCAAAAGUACUGCGACUGCACGGAAAGAAAUAUAUCUGUGUCUAUAUCCAUAUCUGUAGGUAGGUGGAUAGGUGUAUGAUAGGUGAUAGAUAAAUAUGUUUAUACAUUCUCCCUGAGGAUCGGGUUGCAAGCAUGGAUGCCCUCUUGUGGUUAAGAAUGCCACUACUCAUUACAUAGGAAUCCAAGAGGUUCUUGGAUUUUUUGAAAACAAAUGCAAAUCUAAAGAUUUCGGCCUUGAUUUUAGAGACAGAUGACUUUGUUUCCUUUGAGAAAAGAGGUGCAAUGCACAACUCUUCCAUUGCUUAGUUUUACAGGAUUUGUAAGUACAGAACUCAAUUACAGUUUUAUUAGCUGGUGACUACCUAACAUACAGAGUUUUAUGAAUAUGAGGUAAAGCAGAGUUAUUCAGAUGUCAGAAGAAUUUUUAGAAGGGUUAAGUCAGAUAUAGUUCUUAAAAACCAGGGUGUGGGAAGCCUCAUUACUCAGAUACUAAAUUACGAUGAUCCCUAAUAAAAUCUUAAAGACCUGAAUUACUGUUGCAAUCUGCCCAUUAUUGGUAAGUUUUCAAGAAAAGACUCUUACUUUCCUACUCUAGGAUGAGAUGAUCUUGGAAUCCAAGCACACAAAAUUUUUGUAGUGCUUUUUAAAACUAGCAGAAUUUAAAAUUUGUAUGCUCUAGUUCUCAGAUGAUACCUAAUUGGUCUGAUGAUCUCAAAGUGCACAAACCUUUUUGUUUAAAUUUGCAAGAAAAAUGCUGAAAUUCUAUCAAUAGAAGCCUGAAAUAGCAAUAACCUUCUCAAACUGCUUUCUUUCAAUAGAAAAUAGUUGGAAAAAAUUAAGAAAAAAUAAUUGCCCAUCUGACUGAUUCAACAGAUGGGCAACAACCUAUCUGGUUAAUUCAAGAAAUGAUAAAAUAAAUUGAUUACUAUUGGUAAUUUCAAUACUUUCUUCCUGCUUAGCUUUCAUUUCCCAGCUUACCCUCAGGGUAGAGUUAUUUUCUGUUAUAAAAGAAUUACAGGGCAAUACAUUUUUAAAUUCACACUAGUCAGUGGAGCAGAUAGAAAGUUUUGAUUGUAAUCCACAUUCUGUAGAGUUCCCCUGAGUGUAAUCUGUGAGAAAUCCAGACUGAAAUGGUUGCAAUUCAUUAGCUCCUGCCAAAAGACAAAAUUCAGAGUGGAAGAAUAGUUUGGCAUGUUAUCAUUGAGUAAUAAGAUUGUAAAUUCUUCAGAAUCCCUCGUACUGAAAGUGCAUAUAAAUUAUACUUAGGGUUAUGUUGGCCAGCAGGAAAGAGAGGGAAUAUCUCUCAGGUUAUAUGUUUAGCUCACAACAGCAAUUGUCAUUCAAAUCACUGGCUGUUCAUCAUGCUGCUAACUCUCUACAGCUUCAAUAGACCAUCCUGUAAGUCAGGAAGUAUCUUAGAUGUGAUGUUUAAAGUAAUAAAAUUCUUCCUUAAGAGUGAAUGGUAAUGUUGAAAUCAAUAGCUCUUAGGAGUUAAACAGCUUUGUUUCAUGUAGAGUGUUCUAAUGUAAUUAAAAUGGUGCUUAAAGGCAGGGUUCAUUUAAGAAGCAAACCAUCUACAGAUGCUUUUUUCCAUAUGCAACAAGGAAAGAUUUUUCUGAGGCUUAAAGAUGCUGGGGAUUAGAAAAUAAGUAUAUUUCUGUGCAUUUUUUAUCUGAACCCAUGUGAAAAAAAUGUUCAUUGCUUAUAGAGUGAAAUGCUCUUCCCCCUCCUCCCCCCCCCCCCCCCCCGUCCCCCCCAUUAUAUAUUUUCAUUUUUUCUUGUUCAGGUUUUUUUGAUAAUUGUGUGGGUGGGGUUGUAUCUGUUUUUUUGGAGAAAAAAGCUUGUUGUCUAACAGGUGUUGCAGUGAACUUACCAAUGUAUCAUUUCUUUUGUGUUGUCAUAUGACAUUAUAUAUAUAUAUAUAUGUAUGUUAUACCUGAGAUAUAAAUUUGUAUCCCUGUUUCAACUUCUAAUGCUAUGAAACUGUACACAAUUUUGAUCUAUUUGUAACAUCUAUGCAUUUAAAUAAAUAAGUAAAAUUAUCAAUA
This is a messenger RNA of Taeniopygia guttata (zebra finch), 6737 nucleotides long. RefSeq names its product peptidase inhibitor 15 (gene PI15). Gene Ontology annotation, cellular component: extracellular region. The record is from RefSeq and is a predicted model, not a curated record. NCBI's taxonomy places the organism in Eukaryota, Metazoa, Chordata, Aves, Passeriformes, Estrildidae.